AUGGCAAGAAUUUCGUAUGAAUCCGAUGAGAAUCAGAAAGAACAAUCGUUAACAAGAUUACGGGAUAAUAUGGAUGCACCAGCUCCAAAACAUCGAAAAAAUAAGAUAAUAACAGAUGAAUGUUUAGUAAAAUUACGGCAACGUUAUGAGGACGAACGUAUUGAUAUUGCAAAUUUCUUAAAGACUGCUGCUAAUUAUUGGAAAGUAAAUCCAUUAUAG
Messenger RNA from Didymodactylos carnosus, 219 nucleotides. Lineage: Eukaryota; Metazoa; Rotifera; Eurotatoria; Philodinida; Philodinidae. The record is from the annotation of a GenBank genome assembly.